Sphenostylis stenocarpa is the source of this 936-nucleotide messenger RNA. Lineage: Eukaryota; Viridiplantae; Streptophyta; Magnoliopsida; Fabales; Fabaceae. The record is from the annotation of a GenBank genome assembly.
AUGUUCAUAGGCAUAAAGUUUAUGUCUUGGAUCCUCUUUAUUUAUCUUCUAGUAACCCUGUGUUCCUAUGGAUGCCGAGCCAGGGAAUUGGGUGGAACAGAAAACAAAUUCUUGGAAGUUGCACUUGAAGAGGGUCACAACUCCUCUGGCAAUAUUCAAGAUCAUGCCAUGGAUCACCCAAAUAAGUUAGGCCACAGUGCUCCUCCAAAACUAGACACUGAGCAUAACCAUAUGGACCCUUCACUAAUGGUGUUCUUUACUUUGAAAGAUUUAAGGGUAGGGAAGAGAAUGGUGAUUCAUUUUCCCAAGAGAGAUCCAUCAAACUCCCCCAAGUUCUGGCCCAAAGAAGAAGCUGAUUCGGUCCCUUUCUCGUCUGACCAACUGCCAUACCUUCUCAAACUCUUCUCUUUCUCUCCAAACUCUGCCCAAGCCACGGCCAUGGAGAACACCCUAAGGGAAUGUGAGAGCAAACCCAUCAAAGGAGAGGUCAAGUUCUGUGCCAACUCUUUAGAAUCCAUGCUUGACUUUACACAAAGCAUUCUAGGGGUGACAUCAGAACUCCAAGUUCUUUCCACCUUGCACCAAACCAAGUCAAGUGUCACUUUCCAGAACUACACUAUCCUAGAAACCCUCAUGGAAAUCCCUGCUCCCAAGAUGGUGGCUUGUCACACCAUGCCUUACCCUUAUGCUGUUUUUUAUUGUCAUAGCCAAGAAAGUGAGAAUAGGGUAUAUAGGGUGUCACUAGCUGGAGAAAAUGGAGAUAGAGUAGAAGCCACGGUUGUUUGUCACUUAGAUACCUCCCAAUGGGCACCUAGUCAUGUUUCAUUUCAGGUGCUUGGGAUUACUCCCGGUACCUCUCCUGUGUGUCACUUCUUCCCUGCAGAUCAUCUCAUUUGGGUCCCCAAACACCAAGCUCACGGUUCUUCAAGCAUGUGA